AUGGAAGCUCAGGAGUGCGGCUGCACGCUAGAUUCAAAUGGGAAGGAGAUUAGGGCCAGUGCUCUUGAGUCAGGUCCGGGCGGGAAACCGGUGGUAGAGAGAUACAAGAUGCGGGUUCUUACACCUGACGUCGGUCGGCCCCUGGGCGAGGUCCGUUCUCUUGACCAAUUUCUGCGCGUAAUGUAUGAUGCAUGCGUCGUACAACGAAAUAUCUAUUGCGAAUCCCGGAUCCUACACCGAGACAUUAGUGACAACAAUGUCAUGAUUGCGCCGGACGACCCCGAAUUCUAUGAGCGAUGCGCAGAGGGAUAUAAUCGUGUCAAAUACAUUAACCAAGUAUUAAGUGGCAACGAUAAAGUUCCACCCAGGCCAGCCUGUCUUGUGAUUGACUUGGGUAACGGGGCGCUUGUAGAGCCUUAUUGUAGAGAUCGGGAAGUACUAGCGGAGAGAAUUGGCACUCCUAAGUUUAUGGCCCGCUCCGUCUCUCGUGGCGAGCCUUUAGCUUUUCGCAAGCAUCGAGGAGAGCUCUCCCAGAUGCCGAAACUCCAAGGGCGGGCUCUUGAAGUGUACCAAUUGGUUCACGGGAUGCAAUACGAAGAGUUCAACCAAUCACUUGACAAAAGUUGUUGUCCAACCAGUGAUCCUGGUAUAAAGUUUACGCACCAACUUUUCCAUGAUGCCGAAUCAACUUUUUGGAUAAUCGCGUGGAACCUUGCUCGCUCCGUUGGACCAAAUUAUCAGCCAGAGAAGGAGUGGACCUCUGAGCUUAGCACUUUCAUAUCGGCGUUGGGCAGCCAUUACCCUUCUCGUGACCUUCCGGACCCCCGAAUCGCGCUCGACCCAUCUCUCAAAUGUUGGUCAAGAAUUCUCCAUUCUGAUCUGGCCAACAUAGCAUCUAUGCUCUCCCAGAUGCAUGAAUAUAUCGAGCCAGAAUGGGCAUACCGGAAUGGACUCAGCGCCGAACAUGCGCACGAAGCAUUAAUGCGCUUGUUGUUAACGGAGAUCAUCCGGAUCGAAGAUCAUCCUGAGAGCGAUCUCCCCCUGUUCAUAGGAGCCCGUUCAUUACCCGUCAAGCUUGUUCACCACUCGUCUUCGCAAAAAUCCAAAACUUCCUCUUUUCUCUCUUACCAUAGCCGUCAGAAAUAUCCUGAAUUUACGGCUGGUUCAGUUGAUGCUAGGGCAUGA
Messenger RNA from Rhizoctonia solani, 1185 nucleotides. RefSeq lists its product as uncharacterized. Bases 1 to 1185 code for a protein of 394 amino acids. The record is from RefSeq and is a predicted model, not a curated record. Lineage: Eukaryota; Fungi; Basidiomycota; Agaricomycetes; Cantharellales; Ceratobasidiaceae. The transcript has 5 exons.